Suillus subaureus is the source of this 462-nucleotide messenger RNA. RefSeq lists its product as uncharacterized. The transcript has 4 exons. NCBI's taxonomy places the organism in Eukaryota, Fungi, Basidiomycota, Agaricomycetes, Boletales, Suillaceae. The record is from RefSeq and is a predicted model, not a curated record. The coding region runs from base 1 to 462 and encodes 153 amino acids.
AUGUCCAAUGAUAAUCUCACUGCUGAAAUGGGCCUGGGCCCUGCCAGCAUUGAAAUGCCACUUGCUGAAGCUGUGCCAGUUGCUUCUCCUGGUGCAGUGGCUUCCCCUAGUGCUGCUUCUGCCCCCAUUGUUGUCCCUGCUGCUCCUCCCAUUGCCCCCACCAUGGACCCUGCAGAACAUAUCACUAUCUAUGUCGAUUAUGAGGAAUACAACUCCCCUGAUGACAAUGAGGCAGACAUUGCAGCCAUUGCACUUGCAAAUGACUCCAGGGAUGCAACCAGUCCCAAAGUGCUUGGCAUCUCUCACACCAUCUAUCACAAGGUGGAUUGUAUUGAACAAGGCAUCAACAUUUUGAAGGGUGCAAUUGAUCAUGGUGAUGCUUUGCAGCUGUUGCAAAUUGAGUGGUGUUUCUUAAAUGUCAGUGUGCUUCAUUUGAUCCAAACAUGUUUCAAGACUGGUUAG